This is a messenger RNA of Arthroderma uncinatum, 1527 nucleotides long. RefSeq lists its product as uncharacterized. Gene Ontology annotation, cellular component: cytosol; nucleus. The transcript has 2 exons. The coding region runs from base 1 to 1527 and encodes 508 amino acids. The record is from RefSeq and is a predicted model, not a curated record. NCBI's taxonomy places the organism in Eukaryota, Fungi, Ascomycota, Eurotiomycetes, Onygenales, Arthrodermataceae. Gene Ontology annotation, molecular function: mRNA binding; RNA 7-methylguanosine cap binding.
AUGGAUCGUGAAGCUCUCCUUGAAGCUCCGGUCCAGCCUCACAUUGCCAACACCACUGCUGCGAACAACGGCUCAAUGGACGCCAGUAUGGAUAUAGAUAUGGACCUUGAUCUUGGGCAAUUUCCUGAACCCGAUCCGAUCGAACUGGAGCCAGCAACUACGUUAAACGUAGCCGCUGCGAUCGCGGGAAAACCUGAGGUGGAAGCAGUGAGCCCAAACGAGGAACCACAGCUUGAAAAGGUUCAUAUACGUGGAGUCGACGAGUUAACUACGGACGAUAUAAAACGAUUUGCCUUUGAAUAUUUCACCCUCGAAGAACCUCAGCGCAUUGAGUGGAUCGACGAUACGUCUGCCAACAUCGUCUAUAGCUCUGCGGAGAUAGGAGCAAAAGCUUUAUCGGCACUCACUCAAGAGAAUGUUGAGGAUGCGGAGCCAAGCUCACCUUCCCUUCGACUUCGAACCGCCAAGGCAUUAUCCUCACACCCAGACUCGGUUUUACAAGUUCGGCUGGCCGUCAAGUCAGAUCGCAAGAAGCAUCGUGCACAUGAGGCGAGCCGUUUCUACCUGAUGCACCCGGAACACGAUCCGAGAGAACGGAUGCGGAGCGAAUUUUCUGGGAGGAGACGCCGUGGGUCGCGAGGUGAUAGCGAUGGAGAUUAUAGGAGGAAGCGGUUUGACGACAGAGAACACCGACGACGGAGAGGGCAGGCGAAAGAAGAUAGGUUCGAUGUCAGCAUGUAUGAUGACGAUGGGGAUCGUGGACGACGUGGUUCUAGUGGGGAUAUCUCGAGUGCCGAUUCACAUAGCAGGAGUCGAGCGAGAAGAAACAACCGCGACCUUUUCAGCGAUCGUAUGGAAACGUCUGAAGGACGUCUUAGGGACCGCAGCGCAUCACCGUCUAGAGCCAACGGGGACGGCCCCGACCUUCGACUUGCUGGGGGCUCGUCGUCUAGUAGACGUUUCCGCGAUCGACCCCCGCUUUCGAGUCACGAUAGGAGAGAUAGGUCCCGUUCUAAUGUCGGAAAGGAACUUUACCCCUCUGGCAACAACUCAAGCGACGACACCUCUAGAGGAAGAGAGCUUUUCCCCAACAAGACUGCGUCAAGCUACCUGAAAAAGGAGCUACUACUGAACUCAGUAACCCCACCCGCCAACACAAUUCAUCGCCGAUCAGACGCUUUUGAUGCUGCAGACGAAACCACCGAAUUGCUCGCCCAGCGAAUGACCGUUCCAUUUGUGGACGGUGCGAGCGAUGGACCCCAAAGAUCCGGUAGCCGUAAGGUUGAACUGUUUCCCGACUCGGCAGGACACGACCGCCAGAGCUUGAAGAUUCGAGGUAUAUCUUCCGAAAAUAGCGGAAUGUCUAUUCGCGGGAAUGCGUCUGGUGGCAUUUCUAUCAAGGGCGCGGCGGCUGUUAGAGAACUCUUCCCCUCGAAAUAUUCUAGCAAUGAAGGGAAAGAACUGUUCUCUGACGCGAUUGAAGGCCGAGGUGGGAAGAGAAGACGAGCCGAAGACAUGUUUAGUUGA